Elephantulus edwardii (Cape elephant shrew) is the source of this 714-nucleotide messenger RNA. Its product is annotated as carbonyl reductase family member 4-like. The transcript is spliced from 5 exons. Gene Ontology annotation, biological process: fatty acid biosynthetic process. Gene Ontology annotation, molecular function: oxidoreductase activity, acting on the CH-OH group of donors, NAD or NADP as acceptor; quinone binding. The coding region runs from base 1 to 714 and encodes 237 amino acids. The record is from RefSeq and is a predicted model, not a curated record. Lineage: Eukaryota; Metazoa; Chordata; Mammalia; Macroscelidea; Macroscelididae.
AUGGACAAAGUCUGUGCCGUAUUUGGAGGCUCCCGGGGCAUUGGCAGGGCGGUGGCUCAGUUACUGGCCCAGAAAGGCUACCGACUGGCGAUUAUUGCCAGGAAUAUGGAAGUGGCCAAAGCUGCCGCCGGGGAUCUCGGCGGUGAUCACAUGGCAUUUAGCUGUGAUGUGGCCAAAGAAGAAGAUGUUCAAAAUACUUUUGAAGAGAUGGAGAAGCAUUUAGGUCGAGUUAAUUUUUUGGUAAAUGCAGCUGGUAUUAACAGGGAUAGCCUUUUAGUAAGAACUAAAGCUGAAGAUAUGAUAUUGCAGCUUCAUACUAAUCUCUUGGGUUCCAUGCUGACAUGUAAAGCGGCUGUGAAGACUAUGAUUCAGCAACAGGGAGGGUCUAUUGUUAAUGUAGGAAGUAUUGUUGGUCUUAAAGGCAAUUCUGGCCAGUCUGUGUACAGUGCGAGUAAAGGAGGAUUAGUUGGAUUCUCUCGUGCUCUUGCGAAAGAGGUAGCAAGAAAAAAAAUUAGAGUGAAUGUAGUUGCACCAGGAUUUAUUCACACAGAUAUGACAAAAGAUUUGAAAGAAGAAAAUAUAAAGAAAAAUAUUCCUCUUGGGAGGUUUGGAGAACCGCUUGAUGUUGCACAUGCUGUGGUGUUUCUUUUAGAAUCACCUUAUAUUACAGGGCAUGUUUUAGUAGUGGAUGGGGGUUUACAACUCAUAAUAUAA